Molecule: messenger RNA, 2932 nt
Organism: Dermochelys coriacea (leatherback sea turtle)
Lineage: Eukaryota; Metazoa; Chordata; Testudines; Dermochelyidae
Gene: ZNF574
Product: zinc finger protein 574
Source: RefSeq, a predicted model, not a curated record
AUGGCGGCGCCGGCAGAGGAGACACUGCUGGCUGUGGAGCAUCGUUAUGUCUGCUCGGAGUGCAGCCAGCUCUACGGCUCCCUGGAGGAGGCGCUGCUGCACCAGCAGCAGCCACCUGGGCCCGGAGCAGCACUACGAGGUGUGGGGGCUGCGCGGCGAGGCCGAGGCGGGCUGUAACCAGGCGUUGGCCUGGCAGAGAGCAGCCAGUACCAGUGCCUGGAGUGCGGGCAGCUGCUGCUCUCCCGUGAGCUCCUGGAGCACCAGGAGCUGCACUUCAAGCGGCUGAGCCAGGCGCCGGAGGCACCUGCCAAGCUGCCGGCCUCCAGCCAGAUCCACUACGAGUGCGUGGAGUGCAAGGCGCUGUUCCUCAGCCAGGAGGUGGUGGCUACCGGCAGGCCACCGGGCCGCCCCGGAGCCCCCCGCCCCCGAGGCGGCCCCCGCCGGCCAGAGCCAGCGCUGGUGGACCUGGAACAUUCCUACCGCAAGCCGGAGGAGGCGGCGGCAGGGCCGGGGGCGGACGGCUGCGCCGUGCAGCUGCUGCUCUACGAAUUGGCGAGUGCUUGCAGCUCUUUCAGACCCCAAGGACUUCCUGGAGCACCAGGCACGCACCUGGGCGCUGUGCCUGCUGGGAGCAGGCUGAGCCGCCCCCGUCCGCGGAGCCCCCGCAACUGGGGCCGGCAGCCGAGAAGAAUGGGUCGGAGCAGGCAGCGGCCGCGCCGCGCCGGCCCAAGCGGGGCAGCCAGGAGCCCUGGUGCGCCGAGUGCCAGCAGCCCUUCCCCUCAGCACACCUUCCAGCUGCACUGCACUGCCACCUGGCGCCCGCAGGGCGCCUUCCAGUGCCCGCUCUGCAGCAAGGUGCUGCCCAGCCCGCUGGCCCUCCGGCAGCACCGCAGCGAACACAGCGGCGAGUCGCACUACCUGUGCAUGGACUGCGGCCUGGCCUUCGACACUGAGGCUGUGCUGCUGGCCCACCGGCGCGGCCACUCCCCCAACCCCCUGCACCGCUGCGCCUGCGGCAAGGCCUUCCUCAAGACCAAGUUCCUCUACCACCGCCGCUCCCAUGGCCCCCUGCCACCCGCCCCGCCGGAGCCACCCCUGCCCGCCCCACCGGACCCCCCCGCCUGCCCCGCCGGCGCCCAAGAACCGGAUGCCAUGGCCAGCUUCUGCUGCCUGAUGUGCAGCAAGGUCUUUGCCAAGCCCUGCAGUGGUGCGCACCAGCGCUUUGUGCACAAGCUGGAGCGGCGCCACAAGUGCCAGACCUGCGGCAAAAUUUCAGAAGAAGUCCACGUCCGCAAUCACCUGCGCCACACGGGCGCGCCCUUCCACUGCAAGGAGUGCGGCAAGAGCUUCAACUCCCAGGCCAACCAGCUGCGCCACCGGCUGACCCACACAGGCGAGCGCCCCUACCGCUGCGAGAUCUGCCAGAAGGCCUUCACCCAGUCCUCCACGCUGCAGCAGCACCUCUUCGUGCACACCCACUACCCCUACAAGUCAGAGUGCGGCAUCAACUUCCACCGGCCCUACCGCUGCUGAUGCAACCGCUACCACCAACGGGCGAGUACCCCCUACAAGUGCCAGGAGUGCGGGCGCUCCUUCCUCCUCCGGCGCCUGCUGGACGUGCACCAACUGAGCCACGCUGGGCGGGAGCCCCAGGUCUGCGCCGGCUGUGGCGCCGCCUUCGUCACGGCCCUGCAGCUCCGCGAGCACAAGUGCGGCAAGGUGAGCCGGCGCUUUGAGUGCCCCACCUGCGGGAAGAAGGUCAGCUCGGCCGCCCGGCUCCGUGCCCAUGAGCUGCUCCACAACGGGGGCCGUGGCUGCCCCAGAGGAGGAGGCCCCCGCCCCCCUGCCACCGCCCCCCCCGCCCGCCGUGCCGCCUGCCCCAAGAGCUUCGAGUGCUCCGACUGCAAGAAGCUGUUCAGCACGGAGACCUCGCUGCAGGUUCACCGGCGCACCACCGGGGAGCGGCCCUACCCCUGCCCAGACUGCGGCAAGGCCUUCCGGCAGUCCACCCACCUCAAGGACCACCGGCGCCUGCACACCGGCGAGAAGCCCUUCAAGUGCGAAGAGUGCGGCAAGGCCUUCACCAUCGCUGUGCGACUGGCCGAGCACCGGCGCAUCCACACCGGCGAGCGCCCCUACCGGUGCACCGACUGCGGCAAGGCCUAUCGCUCCUUCUCCAACCUGUGGAAACACCGCAAGCUGCACCAGCAGCAACGCUUGCAGAACGAGCAGGAGGCCCUGGCCGAAGCUGCUGCCGCCGCCCUGGCAGCCGCCACUGCCCCAGACUACGGCAACACCCUGACCAUCAUGGAGACGAUCGAGAUCUACCCCGCUGCGGCCACCGAGCCCGAGGGCGGCCGCCUGGAGAACGUUCAGCUGGGAGGUCUCUGAGCCAGGAGGAGGAGCCACGGUGUGGACAGAGCCUCCCCUCCCUCCCCUGCCCGUGGCUUGCGCCAAAGCUCUUGGCUGGUGGCCACACGACUUCUGUUCAAGCCAUGGCUGGGUCACAUGUGGUGAUUAGCUGCUUCUCCAGCUCCCCUCGUGGCCACGUCCCAGCCCCUCUGGCCCCCCGCUCACCCACAGCCUCAUCCUAGAGGGCACUUCCAUUUGCUUCUGUGGCUGCCCCUGGAGGCCGUGUCGCACUUGUGCAGCCAUGUCCCCGCUGCCGUGGGGCUGCACCUCCAGGAACGCCCCCCGUGACGCCGGCCCCAUCCCCUGAUGCCACGCCGUGACAGCUGCACCCACCUCUCCCCCGAGUAGCUGAGCUUGGACUGGAAGUAGCUCACAUUUUCUAUUGACCCCCCCCCCCCCGCCAGCCUUCCACCCCCAACGUAAAUAACAGCCCCCCCUACUUUUGCUAACUGGACCCCUCCCUGGGGGGCAUUUUGGUAUUUGUGUUACAAUUAAAAAGUAAGUAAAUGAUCAUCUUGGA